This is a messenger RNA of Pan troglodytes (chimpanzee), 2521 nucleotides long. RefSeq names its product FCF1 rRNA-processing protein (gene FCF1). The record is from RefSeq and is a predicted model, not a curated record. The transcript has 8 exons. Lineage: Eukaryota; Metazoa; Chordata; Mammalia; Primates; Hominidae. Gene Ontology annotation, cellular component: small-subunit processome. Bases 125 to 721 code for a protein of 198 amino acids.
GGGGAUUGCCGUUUCCCCAAGGAGUUUCCGCUUCCGGGCUAUCCUUUGCCGGAAGCAGUAUGUGAAUGACGUAGAAGUAUUGCGCCGUUGGUGAUUACGGAAGAACCAGGAGUUUGGCGUGACCAUGGGGAAGCAAAAGAAAACAAGGAAGUAUGCGACCAUGAAGCGAAUGCUUAGUCUCAGAGAUCAGAGGCUUAAAGAAAAGGAUAGAUUAAAACCUAAAAAGAAAGAAAAGAAGGAUCCCAGCGCAUUAAAGGAAAGAGAAGUUCCCCAACACCCUUCCUGCUUAUUUUUCCAAUAUAAUACACAGCUGGGCCCACCUUACCACAUCCUCGUUGAUACCAACUUUAUCAACUUUUCCAUAAAAGCCAAACUGGACUUAGUGCAGUCAAUGAUGGACUGUCUGUAUGCCAAGUGUAUCCCAUGUAUAACCGAUUGUGUGAUGGCUGAAAUUGAGAAAUUGGGGCAGAAGUAUCGAGUGGCUCUAAGGAUUGCCAAGGAUCCAAGAUUUGAACGAUUACCAUGUACACACAAAGGAACCUAUGCAGAUGACUGCUUAGUACAGAGAGUAACUCAGCAUAAGUGUUACAUUGUGGCCACAGUUGACCGGGACCUUAAAAGAAGAAUCCGUAAGAUUCCUGGAGUUCCUAUCAUGUACAUUUCUAACCAUAGAUACAACAUUGAACGGAUGCCAGAUGAUUAUGGAGCCCCUCGAUUCUAAUUCUUACAAGACACAGUUCCUCUGCCUUUCUUCGACCAACUUUCUCUUGUUGCCAGUUCAUUACACGAAAUGUAGCGGGAUUUUUAAGGAAUCAGAGAGACUGAUGGAGUUCAGGGAGAUAUUUAUUAUUUAGGUGCACCAGCCCAGUCAGAUUAACAUCCAAAGGACUGAACCCUGAACAAAGAGUUAAGUUACCUUUUAAGCAUUUUGUGGGGCCGGGGGGGUUGGGGGGGAAUCUGUGCAGGGGGAAGCAUAUUACAGAAGCAAGAAAGACAGUUAUUCAAUUAACUGAGACAUGCAUUACAUCAUUUCUUACUUUUCAAGGAAAAUCAUGUUUUACGACUUGAGUUUAUCUGUCUAGUUACCUUGCAGCUGCACAGCUAGAGAAACAGGAUAUUUACAAUGCCUGGGAAAGGAGGAGAGAUAAGGCUCACUAGCCACAGAAAAACAGGCAGUUAAUUUUUAAAGGACUCAGCUCUUUCUCUUUCUCACGGGGAAUUGGAUUUUCUUACAUGCAACUGAAUUUCUGCUUACACAUUUUUAAAUUUCUUUUAAUUGCUUUUCCAAUGCAGUAGCAUGAAUUAUUAUUCUGUUGACCUAUUUGCCUUACUAUGAGCUGAGGGUAGUUCAAUAUGCUCGCUCUUUUUUUUUUUUUUUUUUUUUUCUUGAGAUGAAGUUUUGCUCUGUCACCAGGCUGGAGUGCAGUGGCGUGAUCUGGGCUCACUGCAACCCCUGCCUCCCAUCCUUCAAGUGAUUCUCCUGCCUCAGCCUCCCGAGUAGCUGGGAUUACAGGUACACACCACCAUGCUCAACUAAUUUUUCUUUUUUGGGCGGGGGGGUGGGUAUUUUUAGUAGAGACAAAUACUUUUGUAUUUUUAAUACAGAAAAGUAUGCCUCGGCCUCCCAAAGUGCUGGAAUUACAGGCGUGAGCCACCGUGCCUGGCCUGCUCACUUUCUGAUGCUGCUUUUUUGUUGUUUGUUUGUUUAUUUGUUUGUUUUGAGACGGAGUCUCGCUCUGUCACCAGGCUGGAGUGCAGUGGCGCGAUCUCGGCUCAUUGCAACCUCCGCCUCCCAGGUUCAAGCGAUUCUCCUGCCCCAGCCUGCGGAGUAGCUGGGACUAUAGGUGCGUGCUACCACGUCCAGCCACUGAUGCUGUUUUGCCACUGAUGCUGUUUUGAAAUUGAUAUUUUGUCUCAUAAAAAUUAGGCCAGGCAUGGUGGCUCAUUCCUGUAAUCCCAGCACUUUGGGAGGCCAAGGUGGGUGGAUCACCUGAGGUCAGGAGUUGGAGAUGAGCCUGGACAACAUGGCAAAACCCCACCUCUACUAAAAAUACAAAAAAAAUUAGCUGGGUAUGGUGUCACGUGCCUGUAAUCCCAGCCACUGGGGAGGCUGAGGCAGGAGAACCUCUUGAACCCAGGAGGUGGAGGUUGCAGUGAGCUGAGAUUGCGCCACUGCAUUCCAGCCUGGGUGACAGAGUGAGACUGUCUCAAAAAAAAAAAAAAAAAAAAUUAAUGAUGGUCAAAGGGUAUAAAAUCUCAGACAGGAAGAAUAUGUUUUAUGCUUUUUUUGAGUUCUGUUGUACAGUGUGGUGCCUAUACUUAAUAAUGGGGUAUUAUACAUUUCAAAAUUGAUCUCAUCACAGAAAUGUAUUUGAAGUAUUGCAUAUGUUAACUAGCUUGAUUUAACUAUUCCAUAUUGUAUCCACAAUUUAUGAUAUCACUUUGUAACCCAUACAUUUAUACAAUUACAAAUUGUCAAUUUACAAUAAAAAAUUUUUGUUGCAUCUUUUUAGAAAUCAGA